AGACAACUGGCAGUCUUCUAAUUAUGACGAUAAAUUUUAUCGAUUCGUUCAGCAUAAUCGAUAGACCAGGAAGUAUGGAUUAGGAACGGUUCUCGGAAGAGAGAGAGAGGUAUGUGUUUUCAUGGACCUUGCAGUAAAGGAAUUAUCUAAACAGAGUAGACGUUACGGUUGGAAUUUCAUGCAGAAUAUAGCGCCACAUUUACACCAAUGAAUCAAACAACCAAGGCAAGAGAAUGACCGUGACGGGGGAACUAGCCGCUUCUAUAGACACGUUCUGUGAUUCGCCCAAAGGAAAUCGAGCUUGCUUCUUUAUCACAAUCCUCGCAUGCUUUCUCCAUACCUUCCUGUCCUAUGGCACAGACAACUGGGUGGAACUGUCAGAGGGACCAACAGAGAGCAACCAAGGACUCUGGAACCACUGUAGCAAGACCAUCAGUAACACAGACAUUACUUGCAGCCAAUCAGUCACCAAUUUUCUGGAGUAUAGUAAUCAAGGCGUACCAGCAUGGCUUCAUGCCACACGAUUUUUUCAAAGUGCUGGUCUCCUAAUGUCUCUGACUUCUGUUGUGUCGUCAAUUUUCUGUACGUUCGUUAGGAAAACCUUCAAAAAGAGGGACGCGCAAGUUGCUGCGGCGGUGAUGAAUUUUGUUGCAGCUGGCAGUAUGUUAAUAGGAAGCAGUAUUUACGGUGGCCAAUACCGAUAUGUAACUUGGCUGAAGGGCUUCUAUCUGUCCUGGUCUUUUGCUUUCUCAAUUUUAGCCGGAGUUGCUCAUUUGGUCGCUGGAUCUAUAUAUAUGUUUGCCCCUGCGGAUUUAGCCUCCAUUCAACCAACAUCAAACCAACCUCAUCCACCCGGUGCAAAUGUGAACAACCAUAAUGCGUGUAGAGCAGAACCUUCAGCCCCUCCUCCUGAUCCGGCUUACUAUAUUCCACCGCCUGGUGGUGGAUAUCAUCCACAAUAUCCGCCCAGCAGCUCCACCAAUCCACCAUAUCCUCCCAGCAACACCAGUCCACAAUAUCCUGCAAGCACCAGUCAACGACAUCCACUGAACAGUGGUCAAAAUCCCUCGUCCACCCAGAAUGCUGGAAAUGAUACCCAAAACGACAACGAUACCUGCGUUGUUUGUUUGGACCGUCGUUCGGCAAUUUUACUUCGACCAUGCAAUCAUUUCAAUUUAUGUGAAGUAUGUUCCAGGUCCCUGAAUCAAUGCCCAACAUGCCGGGGUGCUAUCCAAGAUAAAAUAAAACCAUUCCGGUAGCAUACAUAUAUAUUGUUUACGUAAGUCACCGCUCAUUGCGUCAUUUACUAGUAUUACCUGUGAAGUUUUACACGUACAUGUAUUUGUAAACGUUUGAGUGUUCGGUAUGGAUUUCGAUUUUUUUUCCAGAAAAAGAAGUGUUUGGUUCCUAAGGAGGAUUUUGGUUCCUAUGGGUUAACCCAAUUUCGGUAACUUUACAACGCGAGUUCAUGUUUUUAAAGAAAUAUUCAGAAAAUUCCCCCUUCAUAACCCCUUCUCUGCGCAUGAGGUUGGUUUACAAAUAAAGCUACCGUCCGGAACAGUUAAAAAAAACCUCAUAGCUACUACUUCACAUUUUCUAUGGUUAAAUUUUUACUUUUACGUAGCAAAAAAAAAAAAAUCAAUAACUUCAUUUUGAAUUUUGAAUUAUAAUAGCAUUUCGAUUCAGUAGAACUUCAUAAUUUUUUAAAGGCGUUAGAUUGGCAACUGACGUUGAAUGAUAGUUACAAUGCUUUCAACAAAAAUGGUCCGCUUGGAAAGACAUGUUAACUUAUAAGAUUGAGAAAAAAUGUAAGCGAUCAUAUGGUGUUAUACCUUACUUAUUCGUCUUGUGCAUUUUUAUUGGAUUAAUCCUUAACUGACAAAGAGUUUAAAUUAUCAUUGCAUAAUUUUUAUUUUAUUUCUUUUGUUAAUUUCCUUUUUCGAUUUCUUUACCGAACCAAAAACGUCAUAUCGUGUUGGCGUUCAGACAGCUAUAUACGCUCCUGAUCAAAUUGGAAUAGAAUAUAUGAAUGUCAUGUUUUAGAAUAUGAGUGGUAUGUUCUCGAAUGUAAAAAUUAUCGCAUUUGAAUGCACAUUUUAAAUAAGAAUGACAUUUCAUUGGAAUGAUAUCUUUUCUAAUAACAACUUUUCGAGGUUUUGGAAUAUGACUAACAAGAUCGUAUAAUACUGGAGCAUUUUCCACGUAUAAGUUUUUGUAUAUACAUGUAUAUAAUACUCCUGGUAUCACGGACAUUCAACGAACAAAAAUAUAGUCAUACCAGAACUUUUAUAUUUACUCUUAAGUUGAACGCAGAGGUAAAGUCAUUCUAGUUUCACUUGAGUGGAAUGACUCAUUACGGGUCAUUUGUCCAUGUGAAAAAUAAAGCACGUGAAUGGGAUGCUGACGACACAGAGAGUGCAUCACUAGUAGAAGCUGUAAAGAUUAGUGGACUACUUGCUUGCUCGUGGGUAUCCUCCACAAAUGAUGACAGCUAGUGUGAUGAAAGCGGCUGAAAGAAAGUUUGAACAAGGUUUUACUAAGUGAUUAAGAGAAAAAUUCAAUAAACAACAGGCAUUUUGGAUAUCAAAGUUCGAUGACGAAAAAAGUGGAAAACCGAAUCUUGAUUUAUUGAAAAGUAGAUAAGGACAGAGCCAUAAAUUAAACAUAUAAUGACGAUUUGCAUGUUUUGGUU
Molecule: messenger RNA, 2692 nt
Organism: Magallana angulata
Lineage: Eukaryota; Metazoa; Mollusca; Bivalvia; Ostreida; Ostreidae
Exons: 5
Coding region: 234-1259 (341 amino acids)
Cellular component (GO): membrane
Source: RefSeq, a predicted model, not a curated record